AUGGACAAUUCAGACCGUCGGAACCCGUCUCGGGGCCAGGGAGCAUCAUUGUGGAAGAACAAGAACAUGUAUAGAGGCGCAGGACCCGAAUGGCGCAAGAGCGAGACACCACUAGGGAUGUGCCGAGAAUUCCAGAUGAAAGGCCAGUGCAAAUAUGGCAGACGCUGCAAAUUCUCUCAUGACCGUUCUCGAAAAGAGAGUGACGCACCGUCGCCGCCACCGCGCAUGCCCAGGGCCGAGGAGACGGACGAACAACGGCAAAGCAAGGCGGACUACCACUCCUGGAGAAGGCUUCUGAAGACCCCACCCCUAUCAAUCUACACAAAAGCAGUUCAAGAACUGUGGGACGGUGCGCUGGCAAUACUAACAGGAGGUGAACGAGAGUGGAAGCAGAUGCUCCCCAGGGACCUGGAUGACGAAGAGUACUACGGUCGCGAUCAUAUCCGAACGUUGCUAAACCUGCGCACAAGAUCUGAAGAUCACAGUGGGUUUAUUCAGAUUGUUCGAUCUUUCCUCCUGGUCAUCACCCAUGCGGCUCUCCUAGAUUGCCUAUCAGUUGAUACCUUUGUGGGUGGCCUAUAUAACUUUAUCAGUGGCACGAAUGGUAGCAGAGCGGUACCUUUCUUCCAGCAUCUGUGUGAGGCAUUGGUCAACGGACACCUUACUUCGAUGUCUCCAGCGGACGUGGCUAUACGGGAAACCACUCUCGUCGCUGCAUCGACUGCCAUUCGCGAGCUCAUCAAAAGAGAGUCUCGAUCCAGAUUCAACGAUGAUCUUCCAACUCUAAUUGACUCUGUGGAAAACGCCGCGCAGAUUGUCGCCGAGGACUCCCAUGCACCAUUUGUGACAAUCGUCCUUCGCCACAUGUGCGAGGUCCGUGCAGUUGUUUCUCGUGCCAAAGGGUUGUUAAUUCAGGAGGAGGAGCCCUUAGAAACUUUCCCUACCACCACGGCGACCUCACGAUACCCUCAGACCUUGAUCAUGCCUCGAGAUCGGCACGACAACGAUAACAUAGACAUGACCAAAAUCAAGAUUUUCCCAACCCGCAAGGAGAUUCUAUCCGAUGAACCAGAGUUCUUGCCAUCAACCGACCUGGACAUGCCCCAUUUCCUCACCAACCCAGCGGAGCGUCACCUUGACACACACUUCCGACUCCUCCGCCACGACACAUUUGGUGAAUUGAAAGACCUUCUCGGUGGGCUUAUGCAGGCUGUGAAGGAUGAUCCCACCAGCCCCAAACUGAGUUUUGGUGACUUCCGAGCCAACCAGUAUGCGGGCGCUUACAUCAGUUACAUUUCUUUCGACAACCGCCGAGCCCUGGAAAUGCACCUAACCUUCACACAGCCUGGCGCUGUGCGAAGCAAAUCCGCAUCAGAGAGGCGUAAAUGGUGGGAGGAGUCACGACGGCUAAUCGAAGGCGUCCUUCUUUCCUUCAUUUCAUUCCAACACGACGAGGUCCAUCAUCUGUUCUUCAUCGUGACACAGAAAAACACGGACACCGGGAAGGACCACGGUCUCUCCAAGAAAGACUACCAAGGCACCAUCACUGUUAAGCUUGCGAGUCAAGACCAGAUAGAGGUUGAGUCCGCACUUCGCCUGAGCACCGACAGGACGUGA
Messenger RNA from Exophiala spinifera, 1617 nucleotides. RefSeq lists its product as uncharacterized. The transcript has a single exon. The record is from RefSeq and is a predicted model, not a curated record. The coding region runs from base 1 to 1617 and encodes 538 amino acids. Gene Ontology annotation, molecular function: metal ion binding. Lineage: Eukaryota; Fungi; Ascomycota; Eurotiomycetes; Chaetothyriales; Herpotrichiellaceae.